CGUCAGCUGGUCAAAUUUUCCGCGUCGAAAACAAGCUCCAUAAUUUAUUGCCGUUUGAUAGCCGUUCUGCGAUUGACUCGUAACGUACGCCUCCUGCCGAGUGAAGGAUGCUGAUGGGCACCGCCCUGGCAACACCUCCGACGCUGUCCCCUAAGGCAACAGGCAUGAAUCUAUCCAGCGUGUACGUGCUCGCCAGCCUGGCCGUGGUGUGCCUGCUCGUGAAGGAGACGCAGGCGGAGUACCUGUGCGGUUCCACCCUCGCCGACGUGCUCUCCUUCGUCUGUGGGAACAGAGGGUACAACUCACAACCCAGGCGGUCCGUGAGCAAGAGAGCAAUCGACUUCAUCUCGGAACAACAAGCGAAGGACUACAUGGGCGCCAUGCCUCACAUCAGGCGGCGCCGCGGGCUGGUGGAGGAGUGCUGCUACAACGUGUGCGACUACAGCCAACUGGAGAGCUACUGCAACCCGUACACCACCGCUCCAGCCACCGCCACGCCCGUCAGAACCACCGAGCCGCAGCCCGAAGAAGCAGAAGACGACCCCCUUGAUGGCAUGGUAGGCGACCAAGCUCCUCUGGGAUCUAUCGAGAACAUAGAAAACUUGGUCUAUCAUUACGACAGCGACGACAUCACGAUAGACGCGGCGAAAAAGGAGCCGAAGAAACUUAAGGAAAUCCUCGGGUCUUUCGAAGAUAAGAAGGCGAACCCCGUCUUUCCGUUCAUCAGACAAUCCAAGAACAUAAAACCCAACAAGUUUCCCGACAACUUCGCCCACCAAUACCCUACCGACCUGGUAGAAGAAGGACCAACCAACGAGAUACCGGAAUCGCCAUCACAGAAACCCACCCUGGAGCGUCUCGGAUACAAGCACAACCAAACGGACAAGAAACAACCAACAGAAAACAACAACAACAACAACAGAGCCAGAGACAAUAGAACCAAAUCCUCCACUGUGGAACCUCACACUGUACCAGAGUAUAUAUCAAAACAAUACACACAUAAACCGCUCAUCACGUUGCCGCGAGGUACGCCCAGAAGAAUAGAAUCCCGGGACAGUUAUCACUCAACUGAGCUGAGCUGAGUACACUCUACUCCAACUAAUCAUUCCAGUGUGCACCCCCCUCCCCUUCCCCAACGUCUAGGAGGCAGUUUCUCAAACCUUUCCAAUGGCGGGACUCCAUCCAAGCUUACGGCAGGCAGUAGUAGUGGAUCCACGCACAGAAAAGUAGAAAACCAAUGGACGCUUCACAACGCGUGGAUCACACACAGUAUCUUGAACAUUCCUGAUCGAACAUUUGUGUCGCUACUAGGUUUAUGUUUUGUCCUUAAUUAAUUACAAAGCACAGUCCAAAACUGGUGCUAUGAUCGUUGGGUUCUGCAAUGUAAUGGGGAGCCCAUAUCAACUGGUCUAUGCAAGGUGCUGCUAGUAUGUAUAGUGUGAUAUAAUUUAUUUUAGAUAAAAUCUAGGGACUGGACAUCUGUACCGUGUUGUAGGCAGACAAUAAGAGAUGUACAAUAUGUUGAAAACAAAACCAAAGCUGCUUGCGACCGUUCCACGUAUGUCAGGGGCAACGAGGCCAAAGGAAGCAAGGUUAGGAUCACGUGAAAUCUCGCGUGAAUCAUGUGAUCAUCACGUGAUCAAACUGCUUCCCCAUUGGUCGAAUCUCGUUGGUUGGAGUGACGAGGUCACAAUAAAAGAUGACAUGAAAUUA
Branchiostoma floridae (Florida lancelet) is the source of this 1713-nucleotide messenger RNA. Its product is annotated as insulin-like peptide. Gene Ontology annotation, cellular component: extracellular region. Gene Ontology annotation, molecular function: hormone activity. The record is from RefSeq and is a predicted model, not a curated record. NCBI's taxonomy places the organism in Eukaryota, Metazoa, Chordata, Leptocardii, Amphioxiformes, Branchiostomatidae.